UCAAACUAUUUGCUGUGGGCUGUCUUCAAACUGAGAUCUUCCUGAUCUCUGCCUUCUGAGUAGCUAGGAUUACAGGUGUGCACCACGGGCGCUCAGCUACUCUCUACCUUUCUGUGAAGACUGGAGCCAGCUCUGUUUUUCUAUGGAGACUUUUCUGCUCUCUUCUCCUGUGGAAGGACUUCCUACUGAGUUGGCAGUGCUGCCUAGCUUGGGUCUUGACCCUUGUUCUCUUGUUUUAUCUAGAUUUGUCUCAUCUUGCCAAUUAGAUCACACAACAAAUGAAGGUCAAGGAAGAUGACUCACUCUGAUUUUGUCUCCAUUUAGACAUACACAUCAAGCACAUGGGAAGCAGGUAGUUUGGUGCCAGAAAGAACUGGAUUUGAAUCCCAACCUGCUAUUAACCAUUCAUUCACCAACUACUUACCAAGGACUUAGUAUGUGUAAGGCACUGUACCAGGCACCAGGAUAUAAUGACAAGUAAAGAGUCAUGGCUUCAAAUUCAUUAUUUUAUAUAAUUAAAGAAGGUAAAAAAAGAGAUGCUGUCUGUCAUCGUGAAAUUUAUCAUUAAAGGAGGGAACAAAAUGUUAAUCCAUUAACCAGAUAAUCUCACAGAAAGAGGAAAAAAGGACAACCUGUAAUAAGGACAAACCCAUGGAGCUCCAAGAGGGAAUUUGGGUAGUACAUGGCAGGGGAUGGGAGAAAGUCAUGAGCCUCAUCUGGAAAAGGGAGACAUCAGGCACCUGGCUUGUUAAAUUUUUAAAAUAAAGAUUAAAGGAGAUAAUAUUUGUCAUGCAUAAUAUUUAAAACUGGCAGUAAAUAUUAGCAUAAUGAAGGUAGUAGGUUGGCCAACCGAGUGGUGAAGUUCUGAAAGCAAGUGGUUAGGCAUAUAUGAACACUUCCUGUGAGUGAAGACCCUCAGGGCAAAGAUUCCUAGACCCAUUCUUAGUCAUGUGGAAACUUUAAAAAUUCAGACAUCUGUUCUCUACACUAGACCUACUAGCCAAACAGAAUUUCUGAUUGAGGGGUUUGUAUAUUUAAAAAAAUCUUUAUUAAAGCCUCUCCCUGAUUUGUAGAUUUAGCACACGUUGAUCAUAACAUUGAAGAAAUGCAAUGUUACCAAAAGAAGGAAAUUCUCUCUUCCCACUUUUCUUCCCUCUCCUCCUCACUUGUGGAGGCCACCAAGGUCAGCAGGCUGGUGCAAAUCCUUUCCUGAAUUCCAAAAGUGAUCAUAGAAAGGACCUACUUGAGGUUUUUUUUCUUUGUAAAAUUGUUGUCAUGUUAAAUGUUUUUGUGUCUUGCUUUUUUUCCACUUCCUAACAUAGCAUACACAUCUCAGAUUUAUAGAUAUAGGCCCAACUCUAUUUUAAAAGCCGUAUGACAUCCUCUAGAAUAGUUUGGACACAUUUUAUUCAUGCUCCUAUUGGUGGAUAUCCAAGUUGUAUCCAAUGAUACAUAACUUUGUAGAAGUUUUCUUACUUACAGGUGACUUUAAGUAAAGUCAAUAUCCUUUAAGUAAAGGAUAGUCUCCAAAGUGUGAAAUUGAUCAAAUGUACAUCUUAAAAUCUAAUAGAUAUUGAAAAACUUGUUCCCCAUAUGCCUUUGGCAAUUUACAACCCCCAUAAUAAAUCAGGAAAACUGUGAGUUUUGGAAAAGUUAGCAAGGAGAUUCAGAAGUACAGUGCAGAAUAACUCUUGGUCCAGGGCAGAAGCAGAAUGACCCUCAGUUGCCUGGAAGGAGGGUAGGGGGAGAAUCUAGCAGAUAAGGAGUGAGCUCCCCAGAGAAGUGAAGAAAUGGUUAUCAGCUCUCCAUCUCCCUCUGAAUGAGGAAGACUCUCCUUCCUCAGGGUGACUUCCUCCUCAGUCUGUAUAAAGUGCCAUUGAAAGAGAUGGAGCAAGGGAGAAUUGGAGUUUAGAAGUUCCUGAUGACCCUGGAAGGAUUCUAGUUAGGUGAGUGCUUUCUCUCUUGAAUGCAGCUGAUUCUGGACAGUGCUUGACCUAGGCUGAGGCUUCAGGAGGGGGUUAGAGGUGGAGAGGGGACCAGCAUGUGGCUUUCAGGUUCCAUGGGGGCCAGCAGAACAGGACUUUCUCACCCUCUACCUUUCACACUUCUUCUGUGGUCCGUGAAAACUCUACUUGACUGGGAAGAGCAGAGUGUGAAGACAUGAGAGGGAUGUAUAGCUUUUUGAACUUUGAGGAGGGCACACACUUUCUAAGUGCUGGCUGUUCCCAGGAAGACCAACAAUCACUGCUUCUCUAUCCUUUCUUGUAUUAUACACUCUGAGGGACUCAUUAAAUACUCAUUAAUAAAUGUAAUAUUAUUUUCUUUUCCAGGCUCACAGGAAAGCUAGCCUGGGCUGCCCCUCAUGGUCUAUUUCAUUUUAUUCAAAAACAGGUCCCUGAGCUCAGCAUUAGCUUUUUUGGUCCACCCUGACUUCUAUUCUUACCCGACUCUCAAAGCUCCCAAAUGGUCUGAUUGCUGUGUGUGUGUGUGUGUGUGUGUGUGUGUGUGUGUGUGUGUGUGUGUGUUUGUGAAUGAUAAACUGUGUUCUUCAUUGCAGGACAAAGUCAAGAUGAAACUCCCUCUACUUCUAGCUCUUUUAGUUGGGGCAGUUUCUGCUCUUCAUCUGAGGCCUGACAUUCCCAACUUGGAGAGCCCCUUGGGAGAUGAGACUUUGCCUCAGGAUGGGGAGCUGCCAAGAUGGGAAGCUGAGAGUGCUCCUACUGGGGAGCUGAUGCCACUGGAGGAAGAGGAGGAAGGGAGUUCUGGAAGUGAAGAGGUGCCCGAGGAAGAUGGGGCCAUAGAGUCGGUUUCAGCCCUAGAUGAAGUAGACAUUGGCCUUCAGUGCCCUAAGGAAGAGGACACAGUGAAACUGGUGGGCAGCCCUGGAUUCAAGACCAGCCGCUUCCUCCUGGUGAGGAAGGCCAGGCGGUUUAAUCAAGCUCAGAUUAUUUGCCGGAGGUGCUACCGAGGCAACCUCAUCUCCAUCCACAGUUUAAGAUUUAAUUACCAACUCCAGUGUUCUGUCCGUGCAUUCAACCAGGGUCAAGUCUGGAUUGGAGGCAAGCUUGUACGCUCGCAUCACUGCAAACGCUUUCGCUGGGUUGACAACAGCUGCUGGAAUUUUGCAUUUUGGGCUGCUGGCCAGCCUUUGGCUGGCAAGGGCAGAUGCGUGGCCCUGUGUACCCAAGGCGGCCACUGGCGCUGCACUCCCUGUGGCAGAAGACUCCCCUUCAUCUGUUCCUACUGAGCUGGUCCUAGCCAGGAUUUCAAAUUCACCCCUUCCUGGGAAGCUGCCUCCACUUCCCUGCCCCUCCUAUGCCCUCCGUGCAAUAAAACUGUUUU
Molecule: messenger RNA, 3342 nt
Organism: Castor canadensis (American beaver)
Lineage: Eukaryota; Metazoa; Chordata; Mammalia; Rodentia; Castoridae
Source: RefSeq, a predicted model, not a curated record